This is a messenger RNA of Dendrobium catenatum, 2318 nucleotides long. Its product is annotated as probable folate-biopterin transporter 2. Bases 277 to 1827 code for a protein of 516 amino acids. NCBI's taxonomy places the organism in Eukaryota, Viridiplantae, Streptophyta, Magnoliopsida, Asparagales, Orchidaceae. Gene Ontology annotation, cellular component: membrane. The record is from RefSeq and is a predicted model, not a curated record. The transcript is spliced from 7 exons.
CACAGACGACCAGUGAGAAUGUGAGAUAACCUUAGAAGCUGCCAUGUGUGGCGUUCACGAAUUGGUAUUGAAGUCAAACUGUUCUCUUGAAAUUUAUUAAGAUCCCCACUUGCGGAGCGCGAAAGAAUUUUUCCAGGUUCUUGAGAUUUUGGAAGAAUUUUGCUCAACUUCUCUGACAGAAGCGUCAACUCCCUGUCUUCAGCUGCAGUCCAAUACUAUCAUAAUUCCCUCUUCUGUAAGAACCUCGCCUUUUCAAAGAAGAACCCUAGUUUUCUAAUGGGUUCCCUUUUACCUUGUGAAAUUUGCUUAUCGGAGGAGAUCAUUGAAGGUGAAAAGGAGCCCAUUGUGGUGUCCAAUGGAAUUUCAAAGGAGACUGAUGAAUCUUAUGGGGUUGUAUUUUUACCGAAGUGUCACCGAGGGGCUUUUCUACUAUCACCACUAAAUUGGCUUACAGUUCUUUCGAAGGAAACACAUUGGAGUUUUGUGUUUGGGGUCAUUGUAGUUAAUGGAAUCAGCCAGGGAUUUGGCGGUGGAACAUCGAGAGUUGCCAUUGAUUAUUACUGGAAAGAUGUGCAGAAAGUGCAGCCUUCAGCGGCACAGUUAUACCAAGGGAUAGUGUACACUCCAUGGAUUGUAAAGCCUAUUUGGGGUCUUUUCACUGAUGUUCUUCCAGUGGCUGGAUACAGGCGAAAACCAUACCUUAUAAUUGCAGGCCUUUUGGGAGUGGUCUCAAUGCUAACAUUAUCACUCCAUAGCAAACUACAUGUUAUGUUUGCAUUGCUUGUGAUGACCUCGGGCAGCGCAAGUGUUGCUGUAGCAGAUGUGGUUACAGAUGCAUUCGUUGCACAAAACAGUAUUGCGAAACCUGCACUUGCAUCAGACAUGCAAAGCUUAUGUGAACUAAGUUCAGCCAUAGGAGCUCUUCUGGGUUUCUCUAUUAGUGGGAUACUUAUUCAUGCCAUGGGAUCACAGGGAGUACUUGGCUUGCUAAGCAUUCCAUCAUUGCUGGUGUUGUCAGUUGGAAUCUUGAUUAAGGAGAUUCCUACACCCAAUUUCGCUUACACUGAGGUACAUCAUAAGUUUCUUAAAGCUGGCCAAACUAUGUUGUCAACUUUGAAGUGCCCUGAAGUCUGGAGACCAUGUUUAUACAUGUUUAUUUCAAUUUCCUUGAGCCUGAACAUUCAUGAAGGGAUGUUCUAUUGGUAUACCGAUAAUAAAGAAGGCCCUUCUUUUUCUCAGGAAACUAUUGGAUUUAUCUUCUCAAUUGGUUCAGUCGGUUCUCUUCUUGGGGUCCUAUUCUACCAAAAUUUUCUCAGGGACUUCCAAUUCCGCAGCUUGCUUUUCUGGGGCCAGCUAUUAACUGGCUUCGCUGGCAUGUUAGAUUUGAUAUUAAUACUUCGUCUCAACUUAAAGCUCGGUAUACCCGACUUUCUCUUUGUUGUUUUAGAUGAGUGUAUCUCUCAAAUGAUUGGGCGCAUCAAGUGGAUGCCCAUUCUUGUUCUAAGUUCAAAGCUUUGUCCUUCUGGAAUUGAAGGAACUUUUUUUGCAUUACUUAUGUCCAUUGAGAAUUUUGGCUUGCUCUCGGCAUCAUCGGGCGGCGGGUUAUUACUUCAUACCUUAAAGGUUACAAGAACUGAAUUCAAUAACCUAUGGAUAGCUAUUUUGUUCCGCAAUAUCAUCAGAGUUUUGCCAUUACCUUUGUUAUUUCUGGUGCCAAAAAGUGAUCCAAAUGCUACUAUUCUUCCUCCUGAGAUGCUUAUGGAAAAUGAAGUAAUGAUUGGUCUUAAAGAAGCUGAUGUUGAGUUGGCAUUUCUGGUUAACAGCUAAUAGGUAUUUAUCUCUUUUUUUGGAAUCCUCUGAAGCUUUUUCUUCAAGUGUAGUUGAUACAGCCUUUAUUUUUUUUUUUCUGUGGAAUUGGAUGAGAUGUUGGUUCAGUUCUAGCAAGCCAUUUUGGUAGGACACAGAAAAGUUCACAAUGAAUGGAAAUUAUUUAGUUUAGUAACAGUGGAAAGACUGCACCUUUGAUGCAUUAGCAUGGUAGAUGAGUUUAAUAUAAUAUGAUGUUCUUUAAUUGCUCAAAUAUCGCAAUCUUAUAAUUACAGGGAUGAAAUGUAUGUGAGGCUUGAAAUUUGAAUCAUGAUUACAGACAACUUGGUGCAGUCCAUUGGGUUCUCAUGGUACUUAAGACUUGAUUAUUUAUAAAAGUGUAUUGUAUAUGAAGGAGAAAUUAAGAUGAUGGUUAUGUAUAAAUGCAUUAUAUCCAUUGUCUUCUUAUACUGAUAUUAAUUGAAGGAGCCCUUAAUUGCUAUUCUUGCUAA